CACUCACACACACAACUCACUACAGCACUACUCAUCACAGCUACUACUAGUUUCCAUUUAUCUGAUCAAUAUGGUGAAGAUGUGUAGUUUCAAUAAGCUAAUGGCGAUCCUGGUGGUGGCAAUGCUUGUGUCUUUCGAAGGGUCAAGAGCUUUUACCUUUUGCAAUAUGAGCGAGGAUGGUCUAACUGCUUGCAAGCCAUCGGUGAUGAAGCCGAACCCAUCUGAUCCGACUGCCGAGUGUUGCAAGGAUCUUUCUGCUGCCGACCUGGAUUGCCUUUGCGGUUACAAGACCUCGCCGGUGUUGCCUGGUUUCGGAAUCGAUCCCACACUCGCGAUGGGACUUCCGGCUAAGUGCGGCCUCACUCCUCCUGCCAAUUGCUAAGCAAAGGACCAUCCAAUACCGUAAAUCUUAUUUGCAUACUUCUGUUGCGUGAUAGUCGUGUUAUGUUAAAGCACACUGCUUUGGAAUUGUGUUGUUAAUAAAAUGCGUGUAAAGUGAGUUUUGGAUCAUCAUCCAAAGCUGCCGUAGUUGCAAUAAUAUGAUUUUCAUUCAGGAAAU
Fragaria vesca subsp. vesca is the source of this 559-nucleotide messenger RNA. Its product is annotated as putative lipid-transfer protein DIR1-like. Bases 71 to 382 code for a protein of 103 amino acids. Gene Ontology annotation, biological process: systemic acquired resistance. NCBI's taxonomy places the organism in Eukaryota, Viridiplantae, Streptophyta, Magnoliopsida, Rosales, Rosaceae. Gene Ontology annotation, molecular function: fatty acid binding. The transcript has a single exon. The record is from RefSeq and is a predicted model, not a curated record.